GCCGCUCGCCGCCGCCAUUUCCGCCGUGGGUCGCGGCGGCGCGGCCUGUCGCCAUGGCGCUCUUCCCGGCCUUCGCGGCCGUCGGCGAGGCUCCCGACGGCGGAAACUCCAGGAGAGAGCUGGACUGGCUGAGCAACCCCAGCUUCUGUGUCGGAAGAGCCGCGUCCCCGGGCCAGCCAGCCGAGGACACCACAGCCACCGCCUCCGACCGCUCGCCGCCGACAAGAAGUCCCGUGAAGUCCGAGUCCUCAGGUGACAGUGACGCUGACAGAAAGCGCAAACAGACCAGCAGAAAGAAGAAGAAAGAGAAGAAGCGGAAGAAGCAGCGCCAGCACCACAAGAGAGCCCGCAGCAGGCGCUCGGCCAGCAGCAGCAGCAGCAGCGACUCGGAGCCCCCCAGCGACUCCGGGAAGCCCAGGCAGGGAGCCUCGGCCGACCCCGGGCGGCGCCUUGUGUGGCUGGAGGACGCCCAGGCCCUGACCUCGGACACCUUCCGCACGGAUAAGAGGCCAGACCCCGCCAACUGGGAGUACAAGUCCCUCUACCGCGGCGACAUAGCCAGGUACAAGAGGAAAGGCGACUCGUGCCUGGGCCUGAACCCCAAGAAGCAGCGCGUGUCCUGGGAGGGGGCCCCCCGCCAGAAGAAGCCCGCUCACGCGCAGGGCGAGAGGUACUUCGCCAGGAGGAGCUUGGGCCUGCUGAGCGCGGCCGGCGUGGCCGUGCGCCCCCGCGCCCCGGAGCCCCCCGCCGCGGCCCCCGCCGCCUUCAUCCCCGUGGCGGACCCCGAGGAGGCGGCCCCACCCGUGACCUCCUGGUUGAACCCGCUGGGGAUCUACGAUCCAGCCACCACGCAGUGGCUGCAGGGACAGGGGGCCCCGUCAGAGCAGUCCCCGGCGGUGCCCGACGCCCCAGCAGACCCCGAGAGCACGGCACUCAGGGCUAAGGUGGAGGACUUCAACCGCAGGCUACGGGAGAGCCCGCGCGAUGUCCAGCUCUGGAUGGCCUUCGUGGAUUUCCAGGACGAGGCGAUGCGGCGGCCUGGGCUGUACGCGCUGGAGGCGGACGGGGAGCCCCGGCAGCGGGCGUCGCUGCGGCUGGUGUUGGAGAAGAAGCUGGCCGUCCUGGAGCGGGCGCUGGACAGCAACCAGGGCAGCGUGGAGUUGCAGCUGGCGCGCCUACGCGUGUGCGCCGAGCUCUGGGAGCCGGGCGCCCUGGCCAAGGAGUGGCAGAAGCUCCUCUUCCUGCACCCCAACGACGCGGCCCUCUGGCAGAAGUACCUGCUCUUCUGCCAGGGCCAGUUCAGCACCUUCACCGUGUCCAGGCUGCUGGGGGCCUACGGCAAGUGCCUGAGCACGCUGUCGGCCGUGCAGGACGGCAGCAUCCUGUCCCACCCUGCGCUGCCCGGCACCGAGGACGCCCUGUUUGGGCUCUUCCUUCAGCAGUGCCACUUCCUGCGCCAGGCUGGCCACACCGAGAAGGCUGUGUCCCUGUUCCAGGCUAUGGUGGACUUCACCUUCUUCAAGCCCGACAGCGUGAAGGAGCUGCCCACGCGGGGCCAGGUGGAGUUCUUCGAGCCCUUCUGGGACAGCGGCGAGCCCCGGGCCGGGGAGAAGGGCGCCCGUGGCUGGCGGGCGUGGAUGCACCAGCAGGAACGUGGCGGCUGGGUCAUCGUCACUCCAGAUGAGGAGGAGGACGAGGUGGACGACGAUGCCCCGGAGGUCCGAGACAGGACCCUGCCCCGCUGGCAGCUCUGGCUGGCGGCCGAGCGCUCCCGGGAGCAGAAGCACUGGCGCCCGUGGCGGCCUGAGAAGAGCAAGAAGCAGAGCGAGGACGACUGUGAGGACCCCGAGAGGCAGGUGCUGUUCGACGACAUCGGGCAGUCUCUGAUCCGCCUGACCAGGCCCGAGCUGCGCUUCCAGCUGGUCACUGCCUUCCUGCAGUUCCUGGGCGUGCCCUGCGGCGCCCGCCCGCCCGCCACCUGCCUGUCCCUGGCGCUGGACGAGGGCGACCUCUUUGACGGCAGCCUCUCUGACGAGCAGCCGCUGACGGCGCCCCAGCCGCCCUUCUCCGGCGUGGGCUGUGUGGGCUGCAGCGACCCGCUGGGCGGCCGGCGGGGGACCCGGGGCCACGGGCGGGAGGGCGAGGACUUCAUCCGCAACCUGCUCCACCUCCUGCUGCCGCUCUUCGCCGGCCCCGAGCGGGCUCAGCUCUGCCUCGCCUGGCUGCGCUACGAGGUGGCCAAGGUCCUCUGGUGCCUGCACACGAAGAACAAGAAGAGGUUGAAGUCCCGAGGGAAGAACUGCAAGAAGCUAGCCAAGAGUCUCCUCAAGGAGCCCGAGAACCGCAACAACUUCUGCCUGUGGCGGCUGUACGCGCACCUGGAGUGGCUGCUGGGGAACACGGAGGACGCGCGCAAGGUGUUCGAGGCGGCGCUGGGCGCGGCGGGCGGCCGGGCCCUGCAGGACGGUGGCGUCUGCGAGCUGGGCCUGCUCUACGCGCAGCUGGAGCUGGAGCUGGAGCUGGCAGGUGACUCCCGAGGCCCGGCCGCGGCCCGCGCCGUGCACAUCCUCACCCGGCUGACCGAGAGCGAGCCCGGCGCGCCCGCCCCCGGCCCGGCCUCCGCCGUCCCCGUCCUGAAGGCGCGCAAGGCGUACGAGCGCGCGCUGGAGGCCUGCCUGCCGGAGGAGGCCGCCAUCCGGGGCCGCCUGGCCAGCGUCGCCGGCUGCUUCAUGCUCUUCCAGUAUCUGACGGUGGGCAUCGAGGCGGCCGUGCGGGUCCACGACCAGGUGAAGGCGCAGCUAGAGGCCGCCGCUGGGGCCACCGCGGGCAGCGGCCCAGAGGAAGCGGCCAGCCCCGGGCGCCCCGGCCCCGUCCUCGAGGCGCUGGCGCUGCUGCACACGAACCUGCUUCGCUUCCACAUGCGGGUGGGCGUGUACCCGCUGGCGCCCCUGCGCGAAGCCCUGGCCGGGGCCCUGAGGCUCUACCCGGACAACCAGGGCCUCUGGCGCGCCUUCGUGCAGGUGCAGAACAAGACCCACAGCGCCAGCAGGACGCGAAGGUUCUUCGACGCCGUCACCAGGUCCACCAAAGCCCUGGAGCCCUGGCUGUUUGCCAUCGAGGCCGAGCAGAUGAGGAAGAGGCUGGUGGAGAUGGUGCAGAGGGUGGACGGCAGGGAGGUGCACGCCACCCUCCCUGAGAGCGGCCUGGUGCACCGCAUCCGGGGCCUGUUCGAGAGCGCCGUGCGGACAGAGGCCGGCGCCCAGUGCCCCCUGCUCUGGCGGAUGUACCUGAAGUUCCUGGUUUCCUUGGGGAAUAAGGAGAGAAGCAAAGGUGUGUUCUACAAAGCCCUGCAGAACUGCCCCUGGGCCAAGGCGCUGUACAUGGACGCGGUGGAGUACUUCCCCGACGAGCUGCAGGAGAUCCUGGACCUGAUGACCGAGAAGGAGCUGCGGGUGCGCCUGCCCCUGGAGGAACUGGAGCUCCUACUCGAGGACUAG
Molecule: messenger RNA, 3497 nt
Organism: Sorex fumeus (smoky shrew)
Lineage: Eukaryota; Metazoa; Chordata; Mammalia; Eulipotyphla; Soricidae
Gene: NRDE2
Product: NRDE-2, necessary for RNA interference, domain containing
Exons: 14
Coding region: 54-3497 (1147 amino acids)
Biological process (GO): regulatory ncRNA-mediated post-transcriptional gene silencing; negative regulation of RNA catabolic process; RNA processing
Cellular component (GO): catalytic step 2 spliceosome
Molecular function (GO): protein binding
Source: RefSeq, a predicted model, not a curated record